UUUUGCGAAGUGACACAGCACAAACAAACCCAUUUACAAUUUACAAACAAACAAGCAAACAAAAAAGUGGUUUCUCUUCUUUUCACCAAGCAAGGAUUGGAUCUCUCUCUCUCUCUCUCUCUGCACAAGUCAACACUCGGUUUUAUUAUAUACCCAUUAAAUUCCUUCAAUCUCUUCCUUUCAUUCACUCAUCACAUAAUAGUCUCAAAACCCCCCGUUUUCUUUGAUAAGCUUCUUUAAAGAUCUACGAGUUUCAGAAACUGUUUGAUAGCGCAACCAUGGAUGUUGUGAGUCAGUUGCAGAGACAGUUCGUUGAUCACACGACAUCUCUGUAUCGCGAGGGUUUCUUGGAUGAUCAGUUUACACAGCUUCAGAAACUCCAAGAUGAUAGCAACCCAGAGUUUGUGGUUGAAGUUGUGUCUCUCUUCUUUGAAGAUUCUCAGAAGCUUCUCAACAAUUUGGCCUCUGCUCUACAACAACAGAUUGUAGAUUACAAACAGGUCGAUGCCCAUGUCCACCAGUUCAAGGGUAGUAGUUCUAGCAUAGGUGCACAGAGAGUCAAAAAUGUGUGUGUUGGCUUCAGAAACUGCUGUGAGGAGAAAAAUCUUGAUGGGUGUGUGAGAUUUCUGCAACUAUUGGAACAUGAAUACACUCUUGUGAAGAGCAAGCUUGAAACUCUCUUCGGGCUGGAGCAAAAAAUCUUGGCAGCUGGUGGGUCGGUUCCGAUGAUGGCAUAAGUAGAACUUAUUUCAUCUCCAAACCUGUUGGAAAAAAGAAAAAGAGAGAGAUUGUGAACGGUUAAUGCUAUGGAGGAGCUUUUUAUGAGUUUUUUUGGCUUUUGAGUUGCUAGGGGAUUAUGUUAGAUGUAGGUUUAAAGCUUUGUAUGAAAAAGAUUAGCUAUGGUGUGAAUAAGCAUUUCUACCCCCUAUGCUUCCCCAAAAACCUACUUUCAACAUUGCAAAGCUAUAAUCUCUUUUUUCGCUGUUAAAUGAUUUUAUAUCUAUUUUUUUAUCAGAUGGGUGAAAAUUUUAUA
Messenger RNA from Camellia sinensis, 1033 nucleotides. Its product is annotated as histidine-containing phosphotransfer protein 1. The record is from RefSeq and is a predicted model, not a curated record. Gene Ontology annotation, molecular function: histidine phosphotransfer kinase activity; protein histidine kinase binding. NCBI's taxonomy places the organism in Eukaryota, Viridiplantae, Streptophyta, Magnoliopsida, Ericales, Theaceae. Gene Ontology annotation, biological process: phosphorylation; phosphorelay signal transduction system; cytokinin-activated signaling pathway. Gene Ontology annotation, cellular component: nucleus; cytoplasm.